Messenger RNA from Populus euphratica (Euphrates poplar), 1795 nucleotides. RefSeq names its product initiation factor 4F subunit (DUF1350). The transcript is spliced from 9 exons. The coding region runs from base 162 to 1424 and encodes 420 amino acids. NCBI's taxonomy places the organism in Eukaryota, Viridiplantae, Streptophyta, Magnoliopsida, Malpighiales, Salicaceae. The record is from RefSeq and is a predicted model, not a curated record.
UGUUAACUUUCGUUUUCUGUCCCCAAAAUGCUCUGCCACAAUAGUCUUUUUCGCUACUGCCACUACUUCUAGAUUCAUUGAUUUGCACAGGUUUGCUUAUUAUUACAAGAAAAAAGAUUUGGAGUAGAAGCAACACUAUUGUCACCCUAGAACAUACCGUUAUGGAACUGGCCACUUCACUUUACUACACUUCUCCAUACAAUCUCACAGCCGAUUAUAAUAAUAAUCAUAGGUGCCCAUCAAAAACCAAGCUCAACCCACCUUAUUAUCCAUGGGUUCCUACGGGAAGAUCUAAAACUUCGGGAUCUUCUUCUUUAUCAAGAAUGGUUUCAAAUGGGUAUGUUGGUAGAAGCAGCGGCAACUUUAGAUAUGGAGAUGGUAAUACUGUUAUUACUAAUACCAACUACAAGCAGCGACAGAAAUACACGCAGAUGGAGUCAUGUUUAGUCAUACCUCCACCUAAAGGUAGAAAGCCACGUGCCAUCAUCAAAUUCCUUGGUGGUGCCUUCAUUGGAGCUGUCCCUGAAGUCACUUACAGUUAUUUGAUUGAGCUAUUGGCAAAGGAUGGUUAUGUUGUUAUUUUAGUGCCUUACAACGUGACAUUCGAUCAUUCUAAAGCUGCUAAUCAAGUCUAUGAGAGGUUCAAUGCUUGCUUGGAUUUAUUACUGCAAUCUGGAUUGCCCCAUGAUAGUUUAACUGCUUCGGAGCUUGUUGGCCUUCCACUUUUUUCUGUUGGUCACAGCAAUGGGGCACUUCUCCAAGUUCUAACAGGAAGUUAUUUCUGUGAGAAGAUACCAAAGGCUAAUGCCAUAAUCUCAUUCAACAACAGGCCUGCUACAGAGGCGGUGCCAUAUUUUGAGCAGCUAGGUCCACUAGUUAACCAGAUGAUGCCUGUUGUCGAAGCUUCUCCAAUGUAUGCGAUGGCCAGGAGUGCCUCAGUAGGAGAUGCAUGGAAGGUUCUGCUUGAUACAGCUGGAGCAAUUAUACCUGAUAGUGAACAAGAAGCCCUAAUUUCAUUGACCAAAUUUGUUGAUCAGUUGCCAUCAGUAUUUGGUCAGGUCACAGAAGGGAUAUCAGAGUUCAAGCCACCACCCUCUGAAAACCGUGAUUGUUGCAGGAACUCGUAUAAUGUUCAACACACAUUACUGGUGAAGUUCAACUCUGAUGCGAUUGAUGAGACAGAUGUCCUUGAAGAGACCCUGAAACCUCGUGUUGAGUCCAUAGGUGGAACAAUAGAAAAGGUCCAGUUAAGUGGCAGCCAUAUCACCCCAUGCAUACAGGAACCAAAAUGGCAAGCAGGUUAUGUGUACACUCCUGUAGAUGCCAUUGCUCAAGGCCUUAAAACUCUCUCAUUGAAUGAGACUAAAGUCCUCUCCAGAACCAUCUGUGACUGGCUCAGGUGUUUUGAAGAUUUGAGUGCUUGAUGUUCAGCAUAAGGUUUUUUGAACGGUGCAUCCUUUCAUUAGAAAAAAGGAAUGUCAUAAGAUCCUGGUUCAUAAAUAUGGUUUGUGGUAAGUACAGAUUCACCAAAGCUGAUUUACCAUCAUGUAAAUACAUGCAUGCUUUUGCAUUAGAGUAUCUUUGGUAGGCUAAGGCAAAUGCAUUUUGCCCCCGUAUUUGAUUGAAGUUUCUGUAUAGUUAAGCGUACAGUCUCUCUCUCUCUCUCUCUCAACAAUAACUAAUGAACAUUUCCAUGGUAUCCUGCCAUUAUAAUGCUGUCGAUGUCUAGAGAUGUUUUGAAUAUUCUUGUCAGAACUUUUCGAAGAAAUACAAAAUCUGCUUCAGAAUUGCAAUA